Molecule: messenger RNA, 1805 nt
Organism: Hypoxylon fragiforme
Lineage: Eukaryota; Fungi; Ascomycota; Sordariomycetes; Xylariales; Hypoxylaceae
Product: ribonucleotide reductase inhibitor-domain-containing protein
Exons: 1
Coding region: 454-1356 (300 amino acids)
Cellular component (GO): nucleus; cytoplasm
Molecular function (GO): ribonucleoside-diphosphate reductase inhibitor activity
Source: RefSeq, a predicted model, not a curated record
CGCGCAUCCCCCACUUCCAAGGUUCUUUCUUGAUCAGCCCCCAAAUCGUCCCAACCUCGCCUGAUAGCAUCUUGCUUUAUUAUCCCCAACCCCAAACCCACAGUCUCCAUCCCCCAUCCCUCCUUUCCAUCAUUUAAAUACAUACGUGCGACAUCAACGUCAUCACUGGUUUGCGCAAGUCCUAUCUCUCCAGUCCCAAUCAUCAUUUUCCCUCCAUCUCUUUUUCCUUCUUUUACACUUUACCAAUCAUUCGUUCACCCCCAUUGGCAGUGCAGGUUUGCGGAGACCAAAAUUCAGCAGCAUCCUAUUGCAUCAUCACGAUAUCCCAAAUCGUCAAAGCUUAACCUAUAAAGCUGCACGUUUCAAUAUUUGAAUCUGAGGCAGCCCACCAACCGCCUAAGUGGGCCGUAUCACAAUCGAAACGUAAUCCAUACAGCAUACGUCUGCUCAGCCAUGUCGGCACCACGAACUAAGCGCCAAUUCGCUGGCGCCGCAAGCGAUCCUGCUCAGCGACAGAUCACAUCGUUCUUUGGCAACGGCGCAUCGCCCCCCUCUCCUUCCAUCAACAAUCAAAACACAAGAACACUGGUCACAUCCAGUCUCGGCCCUCAGCUACCCGCAUCCGUGCAAUCAAAUCUUCUGUCCGUAGGAAUGCGAGUGCGCAAGUCUGUCCCCGAGGGCUACAAAACAGGAAACUAUAGCGCCUUCUCGCUUUGGGACGAGGGAAACUCUGGAGUACCAACUGCAUCAACAACGAUCAUGGGCGAAGGCCGCUCACGAGCAAAUGCUAUCUCGACACCACGCGAGCUGAUCCCCUUCUGCGGAAUCCAUAGAGUCGGCGGGCUAGACACUCAAUCUGAGAACUUACCAUCACUAUCUAUACCAAGCACUACGUAUCAGCCAGUCCUUAGCGUAAACGGCCUACCACUCGACGACAGCAUGAAUGAUGAUGUUCCCGGCCUGACGAGCAGCCAAGAGACGGUCGAGAGUACCGAUUCCGCCUUCUCGCCAGCGAAGACGCGCAAACGGUCCUACACCGAGGACGAAAAUGAAACACCCGAUACCCCAGGCCGCCUCAGCCUCAACGUCAACAUUUGGCGUGACAACUUUGAUGGCGAAAUAAGCCCCCGAAGCCUUGCACCCGUCGGCUGGGGCCCCAGCAAUGGCCGCAUCAUGGCGGUACCACGAAAGACGAAAUUUCGACAGAGCAAACUUGGUGCCGGUUUCCGAGCGCAGAUCCCUGACCAGGAAAAUGUAAUGGUAGUCGAUGAUGCCGAGCACGACUUCGAGGAAGCAGAAUUCCUGGUCAAGGCGGCGGAACUAGGAUAUACGGAUAGUCAGAUGAGCGACGUCUGAACCGUGGGGGCGAUGCGACUUUCGCAUUGAACUCAUGUAAUAUCCAGGAAAGAAGAGAAGGCUGAGGAAUAGUUACGAUAAGACUUCUAAGAAGUGUGUAUUCUUUCAGAUUUGACAUUUUCAAGUUAGCAAGCAGGGAGUUUUACCGGUACUUGCAUUUACUCGUCUGGCGCUACGGAGUUUCUAUCGGUUGUGUUGCGCGGCUCGCAGCAUGCAGUACGUUGCACACCAGGAUAGGAUAGGAUAGGAUAGGACCGGCUUCAUGCUUGGAUCCGGGGUUCACUUGAGGAACAUUACACAAUGAGGCCCACCAGCAGGAAGAAUAAGUUGGUUAGAGGGUCAUUGGGAUUGAUUUUUCGUUUUAAAUGACUUUCCCGGCAUGUAUCAUAUCUUGGGACAUGCAUCAUCAUCAUCAUGAGAACAAAUCGAGAUUGACUUCUGUCUAUUAU